UGGGCAGGAAGGAAGUCACCAUGGGGACUUUUUGACGCUCGCAGCCACCUACGCAACCCAGAAAGUGCAGCCCCACCCAGGACGGAGCACGCAGCGCCAGUGUGGCCACCGGGACAGCGCAGCGCCCACCAUGGCCCCGCUGGGCGAGGAGACGCCGCUGAUCGGGGAGCGCUCCUGCAGCCUGUCCUCCUCGGAGCCCGGCACGCUGCAGGUGUACCUUUAUCACCGGGCACCCUGCAACCCCCCCGACUCCACCUCCGUCCUCACAUUCACCUUCGGCGAGUACACGGCCGAGGAGCUGUGCGUGCGCGCUGCCAAGGCCUGCGGCGUGCUGCCCAUCUGCCACCCUCUCUUCGCGCUGGCCACGGAGGAUCUCAGCUGCUGGUACCCCCCCAACCACCUCUUCAUGGUGGAGGAUGCCCGCAGCCAGGUGGUGGUGUAUAGGAUCAGAUUCUUCUUCCCCAACUGGUGUGGACUGGGCCAGGCGCACCGCUACCAGCUGCCCAGUGACCGCCCCAGCCCCGUGCUGGACUACCCCGUCAUCGAUUACAUGUUUGCCCAGACCCGCAGUGACUUCAUCGCGGGGCGCAUGGGGCUGGCGCUGAGCCUGGCGGGGCAGGAGGAAUGCCUGAGCCUGGCAGUGCUGGACAUGCUGCGCAUCUCCAAGGAGAAGUGGCAGAGCCCCGAGCAGGUCUUCAGCUGCAUCAGCUACAAGUCCUGCAUCCCCGAGCCGCUGCGGUGCCAGAUCCAGCAGCACAGCUUCCUCACCCGCAAGCGCAUCCGCCGCCGCGUCGCGCAGUCCCUGCGCAGGAUGGGGGGCUGCCGGGCGGACGGGCGCUGCCUGAAGCUCAAGUACCUGCUGGACCUGGAGCGGCUGCAGCGUUGCUGGGCCGAGGAGAGCUUCCACGCACGCGGCCCCGACGCCGACAUCGCCAUCCACGUGUCCGCAGACAGCGGGGUCUCCUGGAGCUGCAGCGGAUCCGAGAGCCGCCAGCACUUCUGCGACUUCCCCGACAUCGCCGACGUCAGCAUCAAGCAGGCGAGCCGCGAUGGCAGCCCCGUGGAGAACCGCAUCGUCACCCUCACCAAGACGGACAACAGGGUGCUGGAGGUGGAGUUCCCCACGCUGCGGGAAGCGCUCUCCUUCGUGGCCCUGGUGGAUGGCUACUACCGCCUGACUGCGGACGCCCACCACUACUUCUGCAAGGAGGUGGCCCCCCCCCGGCUGCUUGAGGACGUGGAGAACCAGUGCCACGGGCCCAUCAGCUCUGAGUUCGCCGUGCACAAGCUGAAGGCGGCAGGGGCCCACCCGGGGCUGUUUGUGCUGCGCCGCAGCCCCCAGGACUUCGACAGCUACCUGCUGACCGUGUGCACCGAGACGCUCUCCGGGCGGGACUACAAGCGCUGCCUGAUCCGCAGGGAUGAGGACGGCAGCUUCUGGCUGAUGGGGCUGGCGCGGCGAUUCUGCAGCCUGCAGGAGCUGCUGGGCACCUACGGGCGCUGCGGGCUGCAGGCUGAGGGUGCCCACCUGCGCCUGGACACGUGCUGCCCGCCCCUGCCCCGAGAGAAGUCCAACCUGCUGAUCGUGCGCAGCGGCUGCCCCCGACCCCCCAACUCCCCCCCCGCCCCACGCCGCAGCCCCAGCCAGAUGACAUUCCACAAGAUCAACCCCGAGAACCUUAUCCAGGGCGAGAGCCUGGGGCAGGGCUCCUUCACCCACAUCUACAAGGGCAUCAAGCGGGACCAGAAGGACGACGAGUUCUACCAGACCCCGGUGGUGCUCAAGGUGAUGGACAGCAGCCACCGCAACUGCUCCGAGUCCUUCCUGGAGGCCGCCAGCAUCAUGAGCCAGCUGUCCCACAAGCACCUGGUGCUGCUGCACGGCGUCAGCCUCGGCAAGAACAGCAUCAUGGUGCAGGAGUACAUCAGGCACGGGCCCCUGGACCUCUACCUGAAGAAGAAUCACAGUGAGGGUAAGGUGACGACCAGCUGGAAGCUGCAGGUGGCCAAGCAGCUGGCGUACGCACUCAACUACCUGGAGGACAAGAAAAUCACCCACGGCAACGUCUCUGCUAAGAAGGUGCUGCUGACCAGGGAGGGGGACGCGGCCAGCGGCAGCCCCCCCUUCAUCAAGCUCAGUGACCCCGGUGUCAGCGUCACCGUCCUGGCCAAGGAGUUGCUGGUGGAGCGCAUCCCUUGGGUGGCCCCCGAGUGCCUGAGCGACCCCCAGAGCCUGGCACUGCCGGCCGACAAGUGGGGCUUUGGGGCGACAACGUGGGAGAUCUUCAGUGGAGGCAACAUGCCCGUCAGCCUGCUGGAGCCGCAGAAGAAGCUGCAGUUCUACGAGAGCCGCCUGCAGCUGCCCGCCCCGCGCUGGAGCGAGCUGGCCGCGCUCAUCGCGCAGUGCAUGCACUACGCGCCCGGCAGGCGGCCCUGCUUCCGCGCCGUCAUCCGCGACAUCAACAGCCUCAUCUCCUCCGACUACGAGCUGCUCUCGGAGCUGUCACCCACCGACGUGACACUGCGGGAGAGCUUCUGGGGGUACGAACACGUGGCGGUGGGGCACGGCCCCGCGCUGUUCGAGGAGCGGCACCUCAAGUACAUCUCACUGCUGGGCAAGGGCAACUUUGGGAGCGUGGAGCUGUGCCGCUACGACCCGCUGGGCGACAGCACGGGCGAGCUGGUGGCCGUGAAGAAGCUGCAGCAGGAUUCGGCCAAGGAGCUGCAGGACUUCGAGAGGGAGAUCCAGAUCCUGCACUCGCUGCAGCACGACUUCAUCGUCAAGUACCGGGGCGUCUGCUACAGCCGCGGUGAGCGGGAGGAGGUGUACGCGGUGAUGCUGAGCUGCUGGGCAUUUGCCCCCGGUGCCAGACCCACAUUCAGCGAGCUGGCAGCCAGGGUCGAGGCGCUGCGGGAUGGCCGCGGCACUGCCCGUGGGUAG
Molecule: messenger RNA, 2941 nt
Organism: Numida meleagris (helmeted guineafowl)
Lineage: Eukaryota; Metazoa; Chordata; Aves; Galliformes; Numididae
Gene: JAK3
Product: Janus kinase 3
Exons: 20
Coding region: 131-2941 (936 amino acids)
Biological process (GO): hemopoiesis; peptidyl-tyrosine phosphorylation; cell differentiation
Cellular component (GO): membrane; cytosol; cytoskeleton
Molecular function (GO): cytokine receptor binding; ATP binding; non-membrane spanning protein tyrosine kinase activity
Source: RefSeq, a predicted model, not a curated record